GAAGCAAACAUCAUAGAAGACAUAUGUGUACGAUACGUGUUUUGCUGUCCUUAUGAGCGUGGUCAAGCUAUCCAAGCAGAAGGAGCUGAGCACGGGUUACCACCUAUCAAGUCGGUUAAGAUACCACUUGGUUCAGAUUUCUUAUUAGUUCCCGGCUUCGUGAGAGAAGCUGCAUGUGAGGUCUUCUUCGAGCGAGGUUGCGACGAUGUAUCGCUUCCAAAACUAAUCCAUUCGAUUGUUGAAAGGUGUCCCUUAGAUCUGCGGAAAAGAAUGUUUGAAAGUUUGUUGAUCACGGGAGGACCUUCAUUGAUUCCAGGUUUCCUCAGUCGUCUGAAGGCUGAGCUGAAAGAAGAAGCGAAGUCUAGUCCGAGUAAAACGAAGCAGUGCGAAUCUAUUCGCUUUUAUCGAUUCCCAGACCAGAGUGCUGAGUUAUACUUACCGUGGUUAGGAGGAAGCUUGUUUGGUGCGUUGCAAGAUGCUGUCCAGCUCAGAUCUAUAUCGAGGGAAACAUGGAUUGAAGACAGGAGCAUCCCUGAUUGGACUGACUAUGUCCGACAUGGCAUACCAUGCGGCAAACCUGAACUCGAGCGCUAA
Messenger RNA from Cylicostephanus goldi, 594 nucleotides. Lineage: Eukaryota; Metazoa; Nematoda; Chromadorea; Rhabditida; Strongylidae. The record is from the annotation of a GenBank genome assembly.